GCAGUCGCUGUAGCCGAAAACGGCUAGGAGGAGAUGAUGAUGAUGAUGAUGAUGAAGUGGACUUUAUUUGAGAAUAUUCAAUAACAAUUUCAGAAAAUUUUUGGUGAGACCACAUGAAAGCCUGUAACCACGCUCCCGCUUCUACCUUUGACACCGACCGGAGUCUUGCCAAAUCCACACCCGUAGCAGCACUCAAGAGACGGGCAAAUGUGUUUCUGGCACCCGUAUCAUCCCAGGCUGUCUGCACUUGCGGAGCCUCAGGCAUAAGGUGACAGUCUAUUUCCAACGACAGCUGUAUUACUGUUCAUUUUACUAUGGAAAUUGACAAUAACAGCGACGCGUUCAGUACUAGUACAGCUGCGGUUAGAAAUGGAAUGAUACCAAUAGUCGCAGUUGGUUAACGAACUGACCAUAAUGCCAACGCAUCGCUAACAAAGGUAUCAAAAUUGUAGGUAUUUGCGUUUUCUUUGAGAGAUAAGUAUCUGUUCGUAAGAAAUAGUAUAUAAUCUGUGGUAGUGUGGUCGAUUGUCACUUAGCUAUAGUUCGUUUUUUUUUAGCAUUAGAAAGAACUUGCAAGAAGGUAAGCGAUCUUCACAUGUCUUUUAAUUAAAAAACGCUUUUUAAAAAUCAAAAACUAUUACAUAUGAAAGCAGAAGAAUAUAAAUGAUCGUAUUAGAUUCAUAAUUGUUACAUAUUAGCCGUAACUUAAAAAAAAAUGUGUUUUUCAAUUAAAAGACACACCAAGAUUGUUUACCUUACUUCUAAUGUUAAAAAAACGAACUAUAAGUUCUGGUGUGGUAGUGGCUUUUGUUGUCUUUUACAAUGCAUAUUAUGCUCAGAAAGUGAUACUUUAUGGUCUAUAUGUGGGCCAACAAUGGCAUAGCAAGUGCCACUUUUCCGUUCGUGUGCGGGAAAGUAGUUUUUUAAUUUACCAAAUACCUAAUAGUUUCGUUCAUUACAGAAUCAACACCAGCAUUUUCGACAAUGAAGUGCCAGCACUAUAUAUUUUAUUUAAAGAAUACCUACAAUGAUAAAGCGAUUUCCACCAAUUUCCAUUCCUUAGCUUGUGUUAAUUGAUUAAAAAUACCUACACGUGGUGCAUAUUCACGAUGCCACAGUCACUUAAUUUGAUUAAAGUAGGUAGCACUUAUAAUAUUAUUAUUUUUGGAAUCAUGUUAUACCUCAAGCGAUAUUAACAAACAUAAACUCCCUGCGAGCGGACUAAGAGUAUAAAGUAUUAGAAAUGAAUAUCGGACUGAAGCCAAUUGACAUAUUUAUUUUAACAGAAAACAUUUUUGGUCUGUACAAAAAUAUAAGCACGUUUAGCAAGCUAAGAAAAACCAUUGCAAUCACCAUAAUUUUUAUUGAAUUAUCUUUGUGUUUAUACGUUAUUUAUACUAUUGAUUUCAACAAUUUUAAAAACGUAUUUUUGACUUUCUUCUUUCAGUUAAAUUCUAUUGUAUCUAUUUCGGUGUCCUGUUACUAUUCAAAAGCGUAUAUGAAAUUUAUCAAUUGCCUAAAUUCCAACGAUAUACUUGUUGAUUUUUUACAUGACAAGAUAUAUUUCAAACGCUUGGCUUCACAUUUUAAACUUGGCCUCAAGCGCAUCUGCGGAUAUAUAUUUCUUUAUAUUGUGACGAUAAUAAUUUCUGAAAUUUACGAUGUACACAUUGUAGUCCGCAAAGGGGAACAAAGAGUUGUCCUUUUUGGCAGAGCACUAAGUGUGCUUCGUUUACAUGUAGAAUACAAUUUUAUAUGCUUUACAUUCCAUACUAUAUCUGAACAACUGCAAUGCAUAACGAGAUCUGUUGUUGGAAGAAAUUUAUAUCAUUGUGAAGAUGGCGACGUAACACAUACAAUAAAUAUAGAGAAAUGGCGCCAAAAUUACAUAAAUGUCAAAAAAUGCACUAUCUUCUUAAAUGAAAUAAUUGGCAUACAGUUGGCUUCAUCGUUUUGUAUCGUUGCAAUGCGCUUUAUUACCACAAGCUACAGUGCAGUAGUUUAUGGGCUCAAAGGCUACCUCAAUGUUGGAAUGUUGCUGUAUUACGGUGGGGUGUGCAUUUCCAUGUGGAUAAUAUAUGCAACCGUACAGGCAGCGCAGAGUGUACAAAACAGCGUCAGCGCUCUGACGCGUUGCUUCAAACUGCUUUUCGUACUAGAACAAGCGAAUGAACAUGCAGAUGAAAAUAAGUUAAAGAUAGUAAAACAGCUUUUGCAAAUAGUUACAACGCGACCAAUAAAAGUAAAAACCUUUGGUGGUAUUGACGUCAACAUGACGCUGAUUCCCGCGUGCCUCAGCAUCGUCGCGAUCUACACUAUCAUCGCUCUCCAGUUCAACAAAAUCGUGUAACGCGCCGCUCUCCGAUUUAAUAAUGUGGUAUAACGUAGUGACCUAAAAUGUGGAAUGCCACACAGCCAAUAAAAAGAGUUCAAAUAGGUACACAACAAAAAAAAACUAUUGCCAUAAAAUGGAAACUAUUUCUUCUAAUUUUGAUCUAAUAAAAAAGUGGAAGUAGAUUUAAAAUGGUACUGCUUAAAACUUUCGGUCACUGAAAUCCAUACUAAUCCUGUCUGCUUGUCUGUUACCUCUUCACGCUUAGCCGCUAAACCGAUUUAGUUGAAAUUUGGUAUAGAGAUGGUUUGAGUCCCGGGGAAGGACAUAGGAUAGUUUUUAUGUCGGGAAUCAUCCCUAAAGAGAGUGAAAAGGGGGGGAGAGUCUCGUAUUGAGAGAGUUAAUGAAUUGCCUGAUCUCUGAUUGAAACUUAUGCCCAAAUUGAAUGAUUGCUAUUACACUUUCUUCAGGCGCUGUACUUACACUAGCUGCUGUUACUGAUUCCACGCAGACGAAGUCGCGGACAAAAGCUAGUAUAUUAUAUUUAGGUAUUUAAUCGUUUUCUCGAAUUUAACAACGUUGUGUAAUGCAAGGUGUCUCGAAGAGUGUCACGAAGAGCGAUCGGCGACGCUACGCUCUUCCAGUCAACAAUUCGGCAUUGUCGUGUGAAACGUCGUGAGCCUACCCAUGAAUUUUUUUUUAUUAUUUUUAAAUUUCAACGUAGCCCUUUCAAAUUUAUGCACUUUUCCCAUCUUCUUGAAACCCUCCAAAAAUAUGACUUCGGAAACUCUGCAAAAUACUCAUCCGUGGCCUCUAUGACCUCUUCAUUUGACAUGAAGCGUUUGCCUCCGAGCCAAGAUUCCAUGUUUGGGAAUUGGGAACAGAAAGAAAUCGCAAGGAGCCAAAUCCGGGGAAUAAGGAGCGUGAGGCAGUAUUUUGUAACCCAAUUGAUCUAGUUUGGCCUUGACGAUGCGAGAUGAAUGAGCCGGAGCUUAUCCUGGUGAAACAGCAUUUUUUUUUAAUUCUUCAACAAAUCGAGACAACAAUUCAGAGUAAUAUUGCCCAGUGAUCGUUCUUCCCUUCGCUAAAUAGUCUGUGGAUAAUUCGUUGCGAAUCUAAACAAACGGUGUCGCCAUCACCUUCCCGGCCGACGGAACCGUUUUUGCUGUUUUAGCACACUUUCGCCGGGACAAGUCCACUGCUUUGACUGUUGUUUCGUUUCGGGAGUAUAGUGGUGGAUCCACGUUUCGUCCACGGUAACGUAACGCAUAAAGAAGUCCUUCGGAUUACGCUUUAAUAGUGCCAAACUCUUUGGAAGUAGCCACACGAUUCUUGUUUUCUUCCAAAUGUUUAUGAACGAUAUUUUGUACACAGGUUAGACCCAUAUGUCAGUCCCGUUAAAAGUCUUUGUACAUUUUACGUCGUUCAUGAAUAUACAAAUCAAUAAGUAUUUUAUGUACCUACUCUUUUAUUCUCUCUCACACUCUCAAGGGAAUCAAAAUUAAUAGGAUAUAGGUACUUCCCGUUGACUUAGAACUAUGAAAUUUGGCAAGUAAUAUCGUAAUGCAAGUACAGGAAAAAAUAUGAAAACUAUAAAUUUGUAAAAAAAAUAAAACAAAAAGAAUUUAAAAAAUUGUAAUCUGCUAAAACCUUAGAAUUAUUCAUUUAUCAAAAGUAUAAUUUUUUCAUUUCAUUUCAAUUAUUACCGACUAACCUUCAUUAAUAUUUAUUAAAUAAGAGUUCAGCGACAUUAUCAUUCACGACACAUCGACUAAAGUUAACUUCCUGUGUACAGACGAACAAGGGCAACUAAAUAUUCCAAUGAAUAUUAGUUAUAAUUUUCACCACACCAGCUGGUAAGUAUAGGCUCUCUUGAAUAUUCAAAAACUGAUGAGAAAGUUGUAUUUUAUCCACAUGUGGGGCAAAGUAAUCAGAUGAUAAUUUUGAGUUAUUCCCUUAAUGUUAGCUGGUAAAUAGUGGUCUUUGUCCAACGUGAAAUUAGUUAAAAAUGAAUAUCGAAUUAAAAUGAUUUUGAAUACUCUUAAAAUUUGAGAUAUCCCGUUAAAAGUUUUUUUUUUUAUAUUCGGAAAUCGCUUUUGACAGAUGUAUGCCAGUGUUUGGUUCUAUAAUGUUGUCUAUUUACAAAUGUAACACGGGAAUCUGUAGAAAUAGGAAUCUGUAAAAAUGGGAAUCUGUAUAGUAGGUAUAAGUUCGUAGCUUCCCAAUAGAGCCCGACGCGACGACUAAUCCAAUUGUCUAUUGUUAAGUAAAACCGCACGUGCAACGUACCUGCAAAAAAGGUCUUAAUUAUUCUAUUUGGCACCUGAGCGCGGGCUAGUCCAAUGCUCAAAAAACCAGUGUAGGUGCGAGCUUUCCGAUAACGCGCCUUUCUUAUGCAUCUCGAUGACACAUUUUAGACUGGUUCUGUAGCGUUUGACUCGCCGGCACUCAGUGUCCGAAGUACCGAGUGCCGGCAAGUUGAACGGACCACACACAUCGUAACGAAAUAUUUAUCCAUUAGUUCAUUUUGAAUCUUAUUGCAAUUUCCAUAGGAGUUGGAAUUCAAUUACCUGGGUAAAGUGAACGAACGAUUUUUAUGCAGGUGGUUGUGGCACGUGCGGUUUUACUUAACAAUAGACAAUAGGAUUAGCCGUCGGGCUCUAUUAGGUUAGGAAGCUACAAACUAUAUUGAGAAUAAAUAGAAAUGAAAAUUUGUAUUAUAGGGAAUUUGUAAUAUUGGGAAUCUGUAGAAAUUGGAAUCUGUAUAGUUCGUUUUUUUUAGCAUUAGAAAUUAGGUAAACAAUCUUGAAGUGUCUUUUAAUUGAAAAACACAUUUUAAAAAUGUUGCGGCAAAUAUGUAACAAUUAUGAAUCUAAUUCGAUCAUUUAUAUUCUUCUGCUUUCAUAAGUAAUAGUUUUUGAAUUUUAAAAAGCGCUUUUCAAUUAAAAGACAUGUCAAGAUCGCUUACCUUCUUGCAAGUUCUUUCUAAUGCUAAAAAAACGAACUAUAGUAUUAGGAAUCUGUAAUAUCGGAAAUCUUUAGACGUGGGAAAAAUUCUCUUAUACGAGAAGUUAUCCAAAUACCAAACAUGACACAUAAAUGUACUUAGGUAAGUACUUAUAUAAACUAAUUAAUUACUUUCAAAUCGAAGGUACUCUGAUAAAUUAAUUGUAUUUUUUUAUUUACUCGAAGUAUUCAAUUAACUAAUUUUAAUCACUCGGUAUAAAUUUUCUUGAUAAAAUGGGUGACGGAA
Molecule: messenger RNA, 5585 nt
Organism: Cydia fagiglandana
Lineage: Eukaryota; Metazoa; Arthropoda; Insecta; Lepidoptera; Tortricidae
Exons: 5
Coding region: 1244-2350 (368 amino acids)
Source: RefSeq, a predicted model, not a curated record